Messenger RNA from Otolemur garnettii (small-eared galago), 3258 nucleotides. RefSeq names its product ZFP1 zinc finger protein (gene ZFP1). Lineage: Eukaryota; Metazoa; Chordata; Mammalia; Primates; Galagidae. The coding region runs from base 244 to 1467 and encodes 407 amino acids. The record is from RefSeq and is a predicted model, not a curated record. The transcript is spliced from 4 exons. Gene Ontology annotation, molecular function: DNA-binding transcription repressor activity, RNA polymerase II-specific. Gene Ontology annotation, biological process: negative regulation of transcription by RNA polymerase II.
GGACCACCGCUCAGAGGACCCUGGGAACGGCGAGCAGCCCCUGUGUCUGCGCAUGUGCAAUGCUACGAGCUUGCCCGUGGCCGCCCUUCCCCCACUUAAGCUGCGAGUGGGUGACAGAACCCGUCUCCGCGCGUCUACACCGCUCCGCGCCGUGACCGGGCGUGGCACUGAACCACGAGUGGGAACUGUGCCCCUCCAGUUCUGCCUUCAUAGUUCUCUGCCUUUACCCAAAAACUGUAGAAAAUGAACAAAUCCCAGGAAUCAGUUUCAUUCAUGGAUGUGACCGUGGACUUUACCCAAGAGGAAUGGGAGCAACUGGACCCCUCUCAGAGGAUCCUGUACAUGGAUGUGAUGCUGGAGAAUUAUAGCAACUUACUUUCAGUGGAAGUGUGGAAGGCUGAUGACCAGAUGGAGCGGGACCAUGGAAACCCAGAGGAGCAAGCGAGGCAAUUUGUAAUCCUUAAGAACCAAACUCCAAUUGAGGAAAGAGAUAAUCUCUUUGGAAAAGCACUUAAUCUGAAUACAGACUUUGUUUCUUUAAGACAGAUACCCUAUAAAUAUGAUUUAUAUGAAAAAACUUUGAAAUACGAUUCAGACUUACAUAAUAGCAAUAGAAACUAUGCAAGAAAGAAAGCUGAUGAGUAUAAUGGAUUUGGAAAAGCACUUCUUUAUCUUAAGCAAGAAAAAACCCAUCCUGACUUAGAAUACUCUGACUAUAAUAAAAGUGGAAAAGCCUUCAGCCAUAAAGAAGCCAUUUUUAAACAUCAGAAAAUUAAAAAUUUAGUUCAGCCUUUUAUUUGUAAUUACUGUGACAAGGCCUUCUCCUUUAAGUCACUCCUUAUUAGUCAUAAGAGAAUACAUACUGGAGAAAAACCGUAUGAAUGUAAUGUAUGUAAGAAAACCUUCUCCCAUAAGGCAAACCUCAUCAAACAUCAGAGAAUUCACACUGGGGAGAAACCCUUUGAAUGUCCUGAAUGUGGAAAAGCUUUCACCCACCAGUCAAACCUCAUUGUACACCAGAGAGCACACAUGGAGAAGAAGCCCUAUGAAUGCAGCGAAUGUGGAAAGACAUUUGCCCAGAAGUUUGAACUCACUACACACCAGAGAAUUCAUACAGGAGAACGACCCUAUGAGUGUAAUGAAUGUGCAAAAACCUUCUUCAAAAAAUCAAACCUCAUUAUACAUCAGAAAAUUCACACAGGAGAGAAACGCUAUGAGUGCAGUGAAUGUGGAAAAUCCUUCAUCCAGAACUCUCAACUCAUUAUACAUAUGAGAACUCAUACAGGAGAGAAACCCUAUGAAUGUACUGAAUGUGGCAAAACUUUCAGCCAGAGGUCAACUCUUAGAUUACAUUUGCGAAUCCAUACAGGGGAGAAACCGUAUGAGUGUUCUGAAUGUGGGAAGGCCUUCAGCAGGAAGUCUCGUCUCAGUGUCCACCAGAGAGUUCAUAUAGGGGAAAAACUCUGAGACUGUAAGCUUCCAACCAGGAAGAAACCUUAUGAAGGUAUUGAAGGGAUAUGGGAAUUCAUACUGAGAUACAAUCUCAAAUGUAUAAAAAAUAGGAUCCCCUGAGAACAUUAUAUUGAAAGUUACAUUGAUACCUAAAGAAUACAUAUGAGAAUAUAUCCAAUUGUAAAUAGACAUACUCAGCUGUAUUACAGUAAGUUUUUUAAAAUCUUGGAUGAAUUAAGUAUUUUAAGCAGCAGCAUAAUGGACAGUUUCCUAGGAAUUUAGUGGUUAUGUACAAGCAUGCCACAUAACACAAGUUGUGUGUUUUAAAUCUGCACAUGUGAAUUUAACAGAAUCACUGGGAAUUUGAAAUUCUUGUCCUCUGUGAUAAUUAGGACAUAUCAUUUUUCCAUACUAAACAUCACAUGUGUUUUUCAAUACCUCUACAACCCAGUAUGCAUUCCAAAUGAAAUAUGUAACAGAUUUUAAAGUAGCAUGUCACUUACCUCUUUUCCUCCUGCUUGCCGGCAUAUGUAUGUUGGUGCGACCAUUGUUAUCGAGCUGCCUCUUCACUAAACAGAAGAUAGUGUUGAAGUUUUACUUCCUUCUGGUUUGCUGAAGAUUUCUAGAAGGAUCACUUACAUAAAUACUCAAGUGUGAUAUAACCAAGAGAUCUAGAGAGUGAAAGCAGAUGUGGGCUGUACUACACUGCAGUAUGCAACACAGAGUAAGGAUGUGCCAGGUAAAGACAGUCUCCCCCUUCAUCAUGUUCUUGUAAUUUUUCAGUGGGGUAUUUACAAACAAAUGCAUGUCUAUUACCAAAAUAUUGUGUAACCCAGAAACUACCUGCUUUAGUUACCCUCUCUCUCUUAAUAUUUUAUGAAUUGUCUUGCAAAAAAAAUGAUAGGAUGAAUAUAGUUCAAAAAUUUUAGAGGAAAAAUAAUUUAAGAGACUUUUCAGGUGCUGUUUUUCAUUGCUUUAAGUUUUCCAUAUGUAUAACCCACGUUGAAAAUGAACUUUCGCAGUAUUCUGUUUAGUGGAGGCACUUCUACUUCCUGGAGUUUCACUAUUGUCAACCUAAAACAUUUCUCUUUGGAACCUAAGAGCAUACUACUAUUUUUCCAAGCUCACUUCGUAAGUUAAACUUUACAGUGGUCCCUUCAUAUAUUGUUUGAUGAUUAAAGUAAAAAAAUUAUUUUUGCUUAUGUCAAAGAUUUUUAGGCUUGAUUCACAAGUUUAGUCUUUCCCCAUCAAUCAUGCAUUAGAAUUAUAAAUGGCAACCCAAACUGACCUUUUUAUUCCUCUAUUAUUUUGAAGAUCAUUGGUAUGUUCUGACCAUACGAAUGUGACUUUCUGAACAAAUUUACUAAACAUUUAUAGCCCAGUAAGUUUGUUUUUGUAAGUUACCAUCUUAAUGACAGCAAAAGCAGCAGGGUAAGUUAAUUUCAUAUGCUGCUGUUAGAAAUGUAAAUUGUGACAGCCUCCCUGGAAAACAUUGUGACUCGGUGUUUUAACAUUGAUAUCUACACUUUUCAACCCAGGAGACUCCUGGGAAUCCAUCCCUCAGAAAACAAUAAAGUGCCAGAACUUAAGAUUGUUUAUCAAUGUAUAUUGCAGUGUUUUGGUAAAGAUCUCAAAAAAAAGAAAAGGGGGGAAAAGACCAUCAGUAAGGGAAUGGUUGAAAAAAUAUGGUGUAAAAACAUACUAUGGCUCAAUGGUAAUCCACUGAAAAUGUGUGGGGCAGCACAUUCCCCUAGGUCAGAUGAUGAAAGCAAGAUUGGGGGGGUGGUGCAGAGAGAGAGUGUGUGU